AAGGGAAGAAAACAAAUUUUUCUCAUAAAUUUUCAUCAACUGCCGCAGUAGCCUUCGAUUCUGUAAUUCUGUAGUUUCUCUAGCAUAGCAAUUCUGUUUUCUGUCCAAUUUUCUUCAAACCCAAGUGAUGGAGAAUAUUGAAAAAGUUUGGUUGGGCCCCUUGCCACCAGACUCGCCAUACGUCAAGCCAUUCCGUUUCUACUUUGUCCAAAACGGCGUUGAAAAGAACUGGGACCUACUCAAAGUACACGAUAGUGUAGCCAUAAUUAUCUUCAACACAAUACGAAAUGCCUUGGUUUUCGUUAAACAAUUCCGGCCAGCGGUCUACCAUGGUGUCGUAACCGCCGAUGGCAGGGAGUUCGGUGAAGUCGAUUUAAAGAAGUUUCCACCCAAACUAGGAGUCACUAUGGAAUUGUGUGCAGGAAUUGUGGAUAAGGACAAGAGUUGGAUCGAAAUUGCCCGCGAAGAGGUGCUAGAAGAGUGCGGCUAUGAUGUUCCGGUGGAGAGAAUCGAGGAAGUGCUCACUUUUAGAUCUGGAGUAGGAGCAUCUGGGGCUCAGCAAAAAAUGUACUACUGCGAAGUAACCGACGCGGAUAAGGUCUCCAGCGGUGGUGGUGUGGAUGGUGAGCUGAUCGAAGUUGUGGAGUACAACUUGGAGGACGCUCGCAAGCUUGUCACCCAGGGUGCUGUUAACAACAGCCCACCGGGUUUCCUCUUCGGCGUUCUGUGGUUCCUCACCAACAAAGCUCCCAAGGCGUAGAGAUGCUAUUUUAUUCUUAAAUCGUAUUGGAGGAUGCGCUCAUCUCCGAAUAUUCCUGAUAAACCAAAUGAGACAGCCAGAUAAUCCAUUCGUUAGAUAACAACAACGUGAUUGUAUUUUAUGAUUAAAAAUAACAAACAAAUUAUUAGUUUAUAUUAAAAAGCAAAAAAAAACCGAAAACAAAAUAAAACAUUGUUGAGAGA
Eupeodes corollae is the source of this 963-nucleotide messenger RNA. Its product is annotated as uridine diphosphate glucose pyrophosphatase NUDT14-like. Gene Ontology annotation, biological process: nucleoside phosphate metabolic process; ribose phosphate metabolic process. Bases 128 to 760 code for a protein of 210 amino acids. The transcript is spliced from 3 exons. The record is from RefSeq and is a predicted model, not a curated record. Lineage: Eukaryota; Metazoa; Arthropoda; Insecta; Diptera; Syrphidae. Gene Ontology annotation, molecular function: UDP-sugar diphosphatase activity; metal ion binding.